Molecule: messenger RNA, 1617 nt
Organism: Sporothrix brasiliensis 5110
Lineage: Eukaryota; Fungi; Ascomycota; Sordariomycetes; Ophiostomatales; Ophiostomataceae
Exons: 2
Coding region: 1-1617 (538 amino acids)
Source: RefSeq, a predicted model, not a curated record
AUGGGCUGCGUCACACCGCGUCGGCGGUCUCCGGACUGCCUGUCCUCGCCGUUGCGUGCGAUCUCGCGUUCGACGUCGUCGACGACAUUAGGCGCUUUGACGACUUUGACAAACGCAUCGACGUUCGUGUCGGAUGCACCCGAGCCCACCAAGGACUGCAAGACCGACGCUGGCUCCGACGGCAGCAACUCAGACGUGGAUGAGUUUGCCGAAUUGAAGCAGCGUCGUGCCGAAAUGGCGGCCAUGGCCAGCCGGGUCCUGGCCCUCUACGACGCUGGCGUCCCCUUAUUCACGCGUGGCGCGCUUCGCCAACUGGGGCUGCAGCUUGACCAUAACGCUGGCGUCCGGUCCGGCGACAGGAAUGCCACCGUCACUGUUUGCGGCAUAGACGGCCGCCGGGUGCGGCUGACCACACAGUCGGGCGCCGUGUCUGCUACUGCCGUGCACCCUGACAUUGUUCUGGUAAACGUAAAACCCCAGAUCGAUUACUGGAACAUUGAAAAGCUUACGGGCAACGCCUUGUGGCACAUUCGGCGGUAUGACCCAACGAGGGCUUUUCUUCCACUGCGCAUAAGCCACAUCCAGGAGGCCCGGUACCGUGAUGCGAACGGCACCAUCAGCAGCAGUGGCAGCAGCACGGUGGCAGAACUGGCGAGCGGCCUUGCGUCCGUGUCUCUCUCGACUACAGAAGCAAAGCCCUCUCUAGCAACGGUUCCUGCGCCACAAGCACGACUCAACGUCGACGAAUUGCAGGCUGCGUUCCGGCGACAUCGAGACACGUGGGAAGCAAGCGACGCCUGCCACCAGCUUCGCGAAACACUCUUUGCGAGCCUUGCACCGCAACUUGUGCCGCGUGGGCGAGCGAUUGUCCGCAAGAUUGUGGCCUUUGCGUGCUCGUCCAUGACCGAAGAGCGAGAGGGCGGCAGUGCACGCCACGCUGUGCAACAUGCCAUGAUGCUGACAGUGCGUGAUGUGUUGGAGCAGAUCCAAGCAGACGCAGAGGGCGGCGCGGAAACACAGCUAGACAGCGACUCGGAGACCGAUUCGGAAGCAGACGGAAUAGCAGUGAAAGCAGCGACAACUCGGGAAGCGCCACAGCCGGUUGCUGUAGAUUGUUUUGCGCAAGAUCCCGCGUACGAUGCGGCCGACCGGGCCGUACUCGCCAUGGAAGGCGUUUCCGUGCUUGAGGAUCCAUACGGCUUCCUAGCAGUGGAUGAGACGACUGUUGUGAUAUCCGUCGCGCCGAGCGUGCCUGUGCGCCAAAUUGUGACGGACAUUGCGCGCCCAGCCGCAAUGAUAUGGGGUCGCAUCGUGGACGAAGGUGCUGCGGCUGCAGCUGGUGCACGGCCCUCAUCCGUCUUGGUGGAUGACAUGGGCGGCUUGGCCGAUCCUGCAUCGUCGCGUGUCCAGCAGAUGAUUGAGGCAGACUACGCCGAGUUUGACUUUCCUCGCGACCCUCACAACUUUGGCACUGUUGAUGGUGUUGCAAUCUAUGUGCGAACGUCACCAGCGGCACGGCCACCCACCCCGCCGUUGACCGACGACCAGGCCGGCUGGAGCGCGUCACUCUUUCAACGCCUUCAUCGCACCCUCCUCUGCCAGACCACAUUGACAUGA